CACGGCAUGUCUGCCCCAGCGAAGGACGGCCGAGGCAGACUCAGUCGCUCCGGUGGGUCCGCCUGUGGUGCUAGCCAGCGACGACCAGCCGCCUGAAUGUAGAUCCGCAUGGGCUACUGCUAUUCUUUCUCUCCGAAUAACCCGGCGGAACCAUAAGAUAAGGAUCCCAGGAUGGUCUUAGUGCAUGUCGGAUAUCUGGUUCUUCCCGUAUUCGGCUCAGUAAGAAACCGAGAAGUAUUUUUCACCCUAGGGUCCCAUUUCAACCGGCAGCAGCAGCAGCAGCACAGCCAUGCUACCUCUUGCCGGCACUUCCAGUUAGGUCCUCAGGCGCCGCUGCCCAUGGACUUCCCCAUGCCCCACCCGGGGCAGCCGCAGUCAGGCAUUAACCCCCACCUGGCGCCUCCCGGCCACCAGCACGGCCCUCCGCUCCACCCGCCCCUCAACCCCCUGUCAGCUCCCCAGUUCCAGGAAAUCCCCGCCCCUCCCUUCCUACCUCAGGCAUUACACCAGCAAUACCUCCUCCAGCAGCAGAUCCUCGAGGCCCAGCACCGACACAUCCUGCCACCCUCCAGACGCACCCCAGAGAGAGUUCCACCAGCCCACAGACUGCGGCCCAGCUAUGAGUUUGCGCCCCCUCUUCAUGUCCCUCCUCAGCCUGUGGUGCAGCAGCCCCGCUACCUGGCUGAGGGCACAGACUGGGAUCUAAGUGUGGAUGCCGGGUUGCCCCCCCACCAGUAUCACAUCCAUCCGCUGCCGCAGCACUACCAGCACUACCUGACCUCUCCUAGGAUGCACCAUUUCCCUAGAAACAAUGCAUCCACACAAGUGGUGGUCCAUGAGAUCAGAAACUACCCGUAUCCCCAGCUGCACCUGCUGGCUCUGCAGAGCCUCAACCCGUCCCGCCACGCGUCCGCCGUCAGAGAGAGCUACGAGGAGCUGUUGCAGCUGGAGGACAGACUGGGCAGUGUGAACCGGGGAGCCGUCCAAACCACCAUCGAGAGGUUCACCUUCCCCCACAAGUACAAGAAGAGAAUACCCCAGGGCCUGAAGAUGUGUCUGGACGACGAGGAGCUUGACACCGAUGAGAAGUGCACGAUCUGUUUGUCGAUGCUGGAGGAUGGAGAGGAUGUCAGGAGAUUACCCUGCAUGCACCUCUUCCACCAGGGGUGUGUGGACCAGUGGCUGGCCACCAGCAGGAAGUGCCCCAUCUGCAGAGUGGACAUUGAGACCCAACUGACCCCCGACAGUUGAUAGCUCCUGUCGACUGCUGCAGCAGCUUUCGAUCUGGUCUGGUUAAUUGUUCAUCGCGUCCCUGCGGGUGGGGGGGGGCUCUGCCAAACGCCCCGCUCUUCCUCCCCAUCACUCAACGAGCCUGCCUGGUGAGACAGCCGUGACCGAGGGAUCGACAAAGCACACUCAUCUACAACACGACGAGGGAUGGAGGGGUGGGGGGUAGAAAGGUGGCUGGACUGAGGGGUUGCUUUGAAUGGACUCGCUGGAUGUAAGAGGUAGGGGCGGACAGAUGUGCUGAGGCUUCACACACAGGUCCUGUCAGAUUUGUGUACACUGUGUGCAUUUUUUCAUAGGGCCAUCGCGAGAGGACAUUUUUAAUUA
Gasterosteus aculeatus aculeatus (three-spined stickleback) is the source of this 1614-nucleotide messenger RNA. The record is from RefSeq and is a predicted model, not a curated record. Lineage: Eukaryota; Metazoa; Chordata; Actinopteri; Perciformes; Gasterosteidae.